This is a messenger RNA of Penicilliopsis zonata CBS 506.65, 1563 nucleotides long. RefSeq lists its product as hypothetical. The coding region runs from base 1 to 1563 and encodes 520 amino acids. Lineage: Eukaryota; Fungi; Ascomycota; Eurotiomycetes; Eurotiales; Aspergillaceae. Gene Ontology annotation, molecular function: zinc ion binding; DNA-binding transcription factor activity, RNA polymerase II-specific. Gene Ontology annotation, biological process: regulation of DNA-templated transcription. The transcript is spliced from 3 exons. The record is from RefSeq and is a predicted model, not a curated record.
AUGCCAGCACACGUAAACCACCCACCUGCUCCCCCACGCCGACGGGCUCAGGGCACCCGAUCUCGCAGGGGGUGUCGAACCUGCCGUGCUCGCCAUGUCAAGUGCGACGAGACACCAGAGAGCUGCACCAACUGCACCUCGACAGGACGAUCGUGCGAUGGCUACGACAAACACGAGGUCCCGCAAGAGAGAGCAGGAAAGCUGCGGCUGUGUGCAGAGAUCGCGACGGCGUUUCGCUGGAGAACCACCUCGGACGAGCGACGGGCGCUCUCGUUAUUCCAGCACUUGACGGUUCCCGCUCUGAUCGCCGUGUUUGACUCGUCGCUGUGGCAGCGACUCGUGCUGCAGAUGAGCCACGGCGAGCCUGCGGUGUACCACGCCGUCGUGGCGUUGAGUGCGAUUCACCAGGCCUCAGAGGUGACGAUAGGCAGUAUGCUCGCGCGCCAGCGGCGUGGCCCUCCGGCUGAACAGCUUCACAGGGCGUCCGUCUGGCGGCGGUUUGGCAUCGAGCAGCUUGGCCGGUCGCUUGCGGCCCUGAACCAACGCUCCAUGUCGCAGGAUCCGCAGCUGCGCGAGGUGACGUUGCUGUGCUGUCUGCUGUUCAUCGUCGGGGAGCUGCUUCAGAACCAUCACGACGCUGCCAGCCAGCAUCUACUCAGUGGCGUGUCGAUAUUGUGUGAGCUCAGAAGACAAGAGUCUGGUCGGAAACCGACGGCUCUCUCCCCUGUUGAACCGGCUCUGUUCACCACCUUUCUCCGGCUGGAGAUGCAGUAUACACACAUGGGAAACAGCAUCCGACUGAUGUGUCUCGCCGACUCCCAGCCAGAGCAGAAGCACCUGUUCUCUCCGCCGGUCUUCCACACGCUCGAGGAAGCCCGCCAGGCCUUUGACCCGAUCAACAGCGCCGUCUUUCGCUUCCAGGCGUCCACAUGGACAAAGUCGCCGGCGGAGAUGGCAGCAGCGUACCCCGUGCUGCUGGCCAUGAAGCACGACCUGCUCUCCCGACUGGACUGGUUCUGGUGGUCCUUUGAAGCGUUCUACCACCAGAACCACCCUUUCCUUGGGCCCAAGGAGCAGCGCAGCAUCGACAUGCUCCAUCUGCAUUACACCGCCGCCGUCCUCUCCGUCAAGGUGACCAUGCACUUGCAUGACUGGGCGGUGCUUGACCCGCUCGAGGCCGAAUUGAAGCAUCUCCUCCUCCUCGCAGAAAGCAUGGUGGACAGGUUUCCUGACCGGCCCGCUCUAGUCAUGGACUUGGGGGUCAUGCCUCCGCUGUACAUCGUGGCCAUUGCCUGUUCCGAUCUCCGGGCGCGCUGGCGGGCGAUCGAGCUCCUCCGUGUCUGGCCGCACUGGGAGGGAUCGUGGAACUCCAUUCUCGUUUCUUCCAUUGCGGCAGAGCAUGUCAAGGCGUAUACGAUCGCUAGACCGGAUGUUUUCGCCGGGACUCAAUCGUCGGUCAUGCAGAUGCAGAUGCAGGAUGAACUGCGCCUCGUCGAUGCUCUGCAGUCUGUUCGGUCCAUGAGGAACUGGGUCUGCGUGCAGUCUUUCUCCAAAGUCUUAUGA